Henningerozyma blattae CBS 6284 is the source of this 522-nucleotide messenger RNA. It is a transcript of the gene RPC17, whose product is annotated as DNA-directed RNA polymerase III subunit RPC17. The record is from RefSeq and is a predicted model, not a curated record. NCBI's taxonomy places the organism in Eukaryota, Fungi, Ascomycota, Saccharomycetes, Saccharomycetales, Saccharomycetaceae. Gene Ontology annotation, molecular function: nucleotide binding. Bases 1 to 522 code for a protein of 173 amino acids. The transcript has a single exon. Gene Ontology annotation, cellular component: RNA polymerase III complex. Gene Ontology annotation, biological process: transcription initiation at RNA polymerase III promoter.
AUGAAGGUUCUAGAAGAAAGAGAUGCAUUUUUAAGUGAUUAUGAAGUAUUGCAAUUUUUAACACAUCUUGAAAGAAAAAAUCUUUGGGAUGAUGACAGUUUAGCAGAAAUGAAAAAUAAAAAAUUCAAAAAAGGUAGCAAAAGACCUUACAACCAUCCUGAAUUACAAGCGAUAACAAGAGGAAUGAUUGCCUAUUUAUCGUUUGAUAAAAAUUCUAUCCCAGUGGAACAAGAUGAAGAAGAAGAAGAAGAAAAAGAUGCUGAUGGUGAUGUUGAUCUAGAAAAUAGUAAAAAAAGUGAAACAGAAUUAAAAUCACCCCUUACCAGAAUGAAUGACGAAAAAUUUUCUGAAUUUAUCAGAAAAUUAAAUGCUUAUUCCUUAUAUCAAGCUGAAAAAUUACAAUUAAUAAAUCAGUUACCAACAAAUAUGGUUCAUCUAUAUGCUAUUAUUGAAGAAUGUGAAUCCAGAUUCAAUGAAGAAGAGAUUGACCAAAUAUUAAAGAUUAUUGCCGAAUACAUAUGA